This is a messenger RNA of Bipolaris victoriae FI3, 3441 nucleotides long. RefSeq lists its product as hypothetical. Gene Ontology annotation, biological process: translational elongation. The coding region runs from base 1 to 3441 and encodes 1146 amino acids. NCBI's taxonomy places the organism in Eukaryota, Fungi, Ascomycota, Dothideomycetes, Pleosporales, Pleosporaceae. The transcript has 9 exons. The record is from RefSeq and is a predicted model, not a curated record. Gene Ontology annotation, molecular function: GTPase activity; metal ion binding; GTP binding.
AUGUCUCCCACUUUUGACUUUCCUGUCCUCAAGGACACCCGUCCUGAGGACCACUCUCUCCCUGCCUUCAUGGUGUCAACAACACGAGGCUUCCUUCCUCGGCAAGAGCCUGUUGUAGAGCUUCCAAAAGAGUUUGCUCCUCUUGAGUCGCUCUUGCAACGCAUGCCUAUCAAGACACUGUCAGGGGAGCCGGGUCUCCUCGCCAACUUCACCUUUGGCGAGACCCUGCUCAAGGAGCUACCUGACCUCACUCCGGAGGUUGAAAAGUAUCGCGAUGACCUUGUUGUCAUGAACGCUCUGUACCGAGACUAUUCCUUCUUGGCCUCUGCCUACCUGUUCGAGCCUUGCCAUGAGAGGCAUGUCAGGGGUGAACCAUAUGGCCUGGGUCGCCAGUCGCUGCCGAGAUGCAUUGCUCUGCCCAUUGUCAAAGUAGCUGAAAUUGCUGGCUUCAAGCCCUUCAUGGAAUAUGCAGGCUCAUAUGCCCUCUUCAACUACCGCCUCGAAGAUCCUUCUCGUGGUCUUGAGUAUGACAACCUACGGUUGAUUCGUGCUUUUGAGCACGGCUUAGACCCUACCUCAUCAGAAGCUGGUUUCGUUCUCGUCCACAUUGCCAUGGUCAAGGAGUCUGGUGCCCUUGUCAAGGGGGCUGCGGAUAUGAUUGAGAGCUGCAUGGCGCGUGAUCGAGAGGCCUUCAACGACGGCCUGCGAACGCUCGUCAAUGGACUGAGCAAAGUCAACGGGGUCAUGAACACAAUGUGGAAUCGCAGCAAACCUCAAGGCUACACAAACUUCCGCACAUUCAUCUUUGGCAUCACAUCGCAGUCCAUGUUCCCCAACGGAGUCAUCUAUGAAGGUGUGAGCGAAGAGCCAAUGUCCUUCCGCGGCGAGUCUGGAGCCAACGACAGCAUGAUCCCCAUGUGUGACAAUCUGCUGCAAGUGCAGAUGCCGGAGACACCUCUAACGGAUAUUCUUCGGGACUUUCGCCAGUACCGCCCUGGCAACCAUCGCGAGUUUCUUGAGGCGGUGCGUGACUCCGCCGAAGAAGCCGGGGUACGGGAGUUCGCAAAGGGUGACUCCAUCUCAGCCGCACUCUAUCUUCAAGCUCUCGACCAGGUCCGCGACUUCCGCUGGCGGCACUGGUGCUUCACACGCGAGUAUAUUCUCAAGCACACAUCGCACCCCACUGCCACAGGUGGUAGUCCGAUUGUAACAUGGCUGCCAAACCAGCUCACGGCGGUUCUCAUGCAGAUGGCAGAUACGUUUGAGUACUGCAAGGCGGUCAAUGGUGUCAGUGAUAUUAUGGAGGUUGCCAACAACCAGCGCGAGACAUUGCAGAAAGAAGUAGCCAAAUACUGCGGCGAGCGGGGGCACACGCCACCCUUCAAUCCUCACGGCACAACGACUCAUGGAACUUCGACUCUCGACCCGCAUAUCGCGAUUAUCAACCGUCUUGUUAAUACGGCGAACCCUUUGCAUACUACACAACACAACCUGACAUCGACUACGAUCACUCCACCAUCCACUACUAUCACUAUCCCCACAUAUCCAAUGGCUUCAAGGCACGAGCCCAAACAGAGCCCAGCAGAGCGGCGCAAGGGCGAAUCGGCCCUCAGCGAAUUCGCAGACUAUGUAGAGAAGCAACAGGCGCUGCGACGACCCCCGGGCGUUUCCCCCGCCACUCUCGACGACCACGACGAGCUGAGUGUCUUGGACGAAUUGGGUCUUUCUGACGACAGCAAACCACAUAUUCGCCUAAAGACGCUUCUUUCCGACCCUGCCGAGGACAAUGUCGCCGCCCUCGCCGAGCACAUCAAGGACCGCCUGGCUGAAGGUCAUGGCGAGGUUCUGUUUGACGUGGGAUUGGAGGACACGGGCGACUCAAUGGGCUUUACAAAAGAAGUCUGGGAUGCUGCAGUGGAGAGAAUAGGCAUCGUGUGUGAGCAGAUCAAGGCCGACUACAAGAUGCUCCUGACAAGGAACGUUGGUGGUGACGUUGAAGUCGGCCCACGCGAUGCCAAAGACACAGGCUGCAGUGGCAAGAUGAUAUUGCGCAAGCGGCCGGAGAGCGUCGACGAUGUAAUUGAGACAAGGAUAGCUGUUGUAGGAAAUGUUGAUGCUGGCAAAAGCACCAUGUUGGGUGUCUUAGUUAAAGGCGAUCUCGAUGAUGGCCGUGGAAAGGCACGCGUCAAUCUCUUCCGACAUAAACACGAGAUUGAGAGUGGUCGUACGAGCUCCGUUGGUAUGGAGAUUAUGGGCUUCGAUAGCAAGAGCGAGGUAGUCGUCUCGAAUGUCCCCGGCCGAAAGCUCACAUGGGAGGAAAUUGGUCGGCGAUCGGCCAAAGUCAUUAGCUUUUCUGAUCUCGCAGGCCAUGAGCGGUACCUGCGCACCACGGUGUUUGGCCUGUUGUCGAGCGAGCCUAACUACUGUUUGCUCAUGAUAGCAGCGAAUAAUGGGCUUGUUGGUAUGAGCAAGGAGCAUCUCGGCAUCGCACUCGCUAUGAAAGUGCCAGUCAUGGUUGUCAUCACUAAAAUCGAUAUCUGCCCGCCCCAGAUUCUCGAGCAGACCAUAACGCAACUGACGAAAAUUCUCAAAUCUCCUGGUGCGCACAAAAUACCCAUCUUCGUCAAGAACAGAGAGGAGUGCAUAAACACUGCGACCCAAUUUGUGUCCAGCCGCAUAUGUCCCAUUUUCCAGGUGUCCAACGUUACUGGUCACAAUAUUGACCUAGUUCGCAUGUUUCUUAACGCACUCCCUCACCAUGGCAACUACGACAGCUCUGCGCCUCUCGAGUUCCACGUCAAUGACACAUUCUCCGUCCCCUUUGUCGGUACCGUUGUGUCAGGAGUUGUCAAGUCUGGCGUCAUACACACGGGUGACACCGUCCUAAUUGGCCCAGACAGUCUCGGCCAAUUUCAAACUACAAAAGUACGUUCUAUCGAGCGCAAACGAAUACAAGUCCCUGGAUGCUCCGCCGGCCAAUCAGCAAGUCUCGCCCUCCGCAACGUCCGCCGAAAAGACGUCCGCAAAGGCAUGGUUGUCCUCCAUAAACCCGACAAACCCGACCCUACUACCGGCAUCCUACCCAACCCCAAAGUCUAUCGUGAAUUCGUUGCCGAAGUUCUCAUCCUCUCCCAUGCAACCACUAUCAAAACAAAAUACCAAGCCAUGCUCCACGUCGGACCCGUCUCCCAGACCUGCGCCAUCAUCGACAUUGAUCGCCAGUACAUUCGUACCGGUGACCGUGCUCAGGUCGCUUUCCGAUUCGUCCAGCGUCCGGAGUACCUCACUGUUGGUGAUCGCAUUCUUUUCCGUGAGGGAAGGACAAAAGGUCUAGGUAUCGUGAAGAGAGUCGGAUAUGAUCCCAAGCAUCCGCUUAAUCCGGAAUUGCACAAGGAGAAAGAGAAGGAAAAGGAGAACCAGCGUGAGGCGAUCAAGACGUGA